UAAUAGAGUUGGGUGAGUUUAAUUGGCACCAAGACCUGAACCUAGAAGAGUAAAACAAUUGAGGGGGAGCAGGCAAAAGCACAAAAUUUGAUGCAUCAAAAGAAUCGUCUCUCUCCUCCCUCGGCCAUGGACUUCCACCACCACCACCAAACCCUCGCCAGCAACUCCCCUUCCUCCUCCACCUCCUCCAUCUCCGCCGCCGCCACCACCUACCCAAACGGAAACCCCAUCUCCUCCGCCGCCGCUACCGCCGCCGCCGCCGCCCCCUCCUCCGACCCAAUGCACUCAUGGUGGGAGUCCAUCUCCAAAGCCCGCUCUCGCAUCCACUCUCUCUCUUCCAUCUUACCCGACCCCUCCCUCUCCCUCUCUCUCUCCUCCCUCGCCGACUCCGACCGCCCGGCCCUCUCUCUCCUCUCCUCCUCUCUCGCCUACUCCGCUCUCUCCUCUGCCCUCUCCGAUCCGCACUCCGGCUCCGGCUCCGACCCCCUCUGCCACUGGCUCUACGACACUUUUCUCUCCUCUGAUCCCCAUCUACGACUCGUCGUUUUCUCGUUCCUUCCUCUGAUCUCUGGCCUCUACCUCUCUCGCAUCCACUCUCUCUCCACCGAUUCACCUUCUCUCCCCUCCCUCGCCGGCUUCGAGGCUGUCCUCCUCGCCAUCUACGCCGCGGAGACCAAGUCACGCGCCGGCAAGCCUGUUCUCGUUUCCGUCCCUGAUCUCUCCCAGCCCUCUCUCUACCACACCCCUCGUCAGAAGAUCGCCGGCUCUAAGAACUCCGUCGGGGUCCUCUCCCCGCCGCUCGAGCCGCAGAUCGCCGUCAAGUCGACGAAGCGGGCCUGCAUCGUCGGCGUCGCGCUGGACUGCUACUACAAGCAGAUCUCGCAGAUGCCGGCCUGGUCGAAGCUUGAUUUCUGCCGCUUUGCCGCUUCCUGGGCGGGCCAGGAAUGCACCUGCGAAAAGCAGUUCGAUGAUGACGACGACGAUGAAUCGGUGGUGUCUUCUAGGGUUUCUGAGAUCAGGUAUUUGGAGAAUGGCGACCAAACUGACGAUGUGGUUGACGACAUUGCUCAAUUGAGGAUCGAAAAUGGCGGUGGUAGAAGUGGCAGUAGUAGUGGUGGUGAGAAUUUGGAUUCGAAAGGUUCGAGAAUUCCGCUGCCGUGGGAGCUUUUGCAGCCGGUGUUGAGGAUUCUAGGGCAUUGUUUGCUGGCGCCGUUGAAUUCUCAGGAUGUGAAGGACAUGGCUGCGGUCGCCGUGAGGCGUUUGUACGCCAGGGCAUCUCACGAUUUGGUUCCGCAGGCGAUCUUGGCCACGCGGAGCCUCAUUCAGCUUGAAAAGAGGUCGAGAGCGGACGUGAGGGCGGCUGCAGCAGCUGCGGCACUGGCAGCGAAUCCGUCAUCGAAUGCCAAUACUCCGAGUAAGGCUAAGAAACCCGAAAUCCUUUUGGUUUCAAAGUGAUUUGCUUUUGCUGGUAAUAGAAAGUUGUAUAGUUGUUUUCAAGUGAUUGAUAAAGUAGAGUUUGUGUAGGUUAAUGAUUGUAUUUGUUGUUUUGUAUUUGUAGGUCCUAGAGUUUGUAAUUUAUUUUCUGAUUGUUUUAUUUAUACUUAUACAGACCUCUGUUCUUGUUGUAGUGUGUAACCUAAAUGCUUUGAUGGUGUAUGGUUCUCUCCGAAUUUGUUUUUUGUACACCUCAAAAAGGGAUGGAGAAUUUCUGAAUGAAUUUGGUUUUAUACUAUUUUCCUU
Morus notabilis is the source of this 1740-nucleotide messenger RNA. RefSeq lists its product as uncharacterized. Gene Ontology annotation, cellular component: plasma membrane. Bases 91 to 1455 code for a protein of 454 amino acids. NCBI's taxonomy places the organism in Eukaryota, Viridiplantae, Streptophyta, Magnoliopsida, Rosales, Moraceae. The transcript has a single exon. Gene Ontology annotation, biological process: protein localization to plasma membrane; phosphatidylinositol phosphate biosynthetic process. The record is from RefSeq and is a predicted model, not a curated record.